AUGGGUUUCAUCAAGACAGAGAAUCAGCCCGGUUUCGGUCCCGGCCCUGUCCACAUCAGUCAUAACGAGCCUCAACCUGGCCAGUUUGCCUUUCUGCCUUAUAGCAACACUGGCUUCGACAAUGUUCACCCUAGCGAACUCAACAAACCCGGCACCAGCGACGGUCGCUCCAAGGUAGCCCGUGCCUGUACCGAGUGCAAAUCACGCAAGAUGCGCUGCGAUGGCGGCGUUCCCUUCUGUGGCCGUUGCAUCACUCACAGCCGCACAAAGUCGUGCGCCUACGUCGAUCCACCCAAGCGCUCGCCCAUCACCCGUCAGUACGUCAGCUCCCUCGAGGCGCAGCUCGAAGAGGCAAAGAAAAUGAUUGCCGAGCUCAAAAACAAAUCUGCCCAAUCCCCCUCUGACAAGCCCUCCGCCGCUGCCGCUGCCGCUGCUGCCGCCCUUCCCACCGCACCAACCCGCCGACACACUCAGCCUUACAUGACAAAUCGUUCCUUGACCGGUGAAGACGCUGCACAUGCAUGCGGCUUUGCCCACGUCAAGCCUUGCUCGCCGUCCAAGAAACGUGUCCGAGCUUCCACCAACGGCUUUGACGAUGGCGUCGACGACGAAGCCGACGGCUACUUUGAUGUUGCUUCUCGGUCGGAAAACUUGAUCGAUAUCAUCGCCUCCAAUCCUUCCAACGACGUUGACGCGCUCGCAAGUGGCGACUAUGUCAGCCUCACCAGUUGCAACGCUGCGCUUCAGAUUGCCUCGCAGUUGAGUCUGGGUAGCAAGUCGCUGGCCAGCGCCGACUUCUCUAUUGCCAGCCACGACGCUGCUUCCUCGGCCUCCACCACCAAAGUCGGCAGCCUCGACGUCUCAUGCGACGCUCUCGCUCGGGCUUCCGCUUCGGCCUUGUCGACGCAACACAACGCAGCCACCUUGCCCGACAAUGUCGACUUUGCCAGCUGGGACUCGGAAAGCCAGCGCUUCGCCACCGAGCUCCUCGAGUCGUUUUUCGAGUUUCACCUCCCCUCGUACCCCAUCCUCCACCCCGCCACCUUCCGUGCUCAGCUACAGGGCACCGUCUGCCCUCCCGCGUCGGCCGCCUGGCCCGUGCUGGUCAACAUGGUUUUUGCUCUCGGCGCUCUUGAGCGCAGGGUUUCCGCGCAAGAGCUCGACCUUGACACGCCCUUCUACGAGCGUGCAAAGCAACUCUACAGCGCUGUCCUCUUUGAGAAAGCCGAGAUCAUUUCCGUGCAGGCGCUCACAUUGAUGGCCAACUACUGUCAAAAGAAGAAUCACUUUGCCGCUGCUUGGAUGGUGCUCGGCAGCGCGCUGCGCAUGGCCGUCUCGCUCGGCCUCUACUCCGAGUCGACGCUUCAGGCGCGCGACAUGCCCGCCUUUGAUCGCGAGUUCGGCCGUCGUCUCUGGUUUACGCUCUUUACUAUGGAGGCAGACACGUGCGUGAGCAUGGCUCGACCCAAUGCUCUGCUCUCUAUCAAUGCUGAUGUGGCACCACCGCAAAACAUUGACGAGACAGCCAUGUCGCCCACCUCGGAAGAGCUCCCCGCCGAGGUAUCCGAGGCCACGCUCAGCUCCACGCUCGCCGUGCACGCCAAGUUUGCAUCCGAGAUCAGCAUGCCCCUCCAGGCUAGACUCAUGCGCGGUACCAACCCCUCCAUCGAGGAGGUGCGCGCCUUUGAUCUCAAGACCGAGGAGUUUGUUGACCGCUUGCCUGACUACAUGGCCGAGGGCUACGCUGGCCCGCGCCCGGCGUCCUUCUCGGUGGCUUCGGCACGUUUGCGAUGGAGAUGCAACAAUUUCCGCAUGGUCAUGUUCCGACCAUUUUUGCUCUCCAACGCCGUCGCUGCUGCUGCUGCUCGCUCUCGCGGCGAGACGCGACCGGUGCUGCGUCCGGCUGUGAAGCAAGCGAUCGCGCUCUGCCGAAGAAUGGCGAGCUGCAAUAUUCGCUCCAUCUCGACCUUCUGGGACUCGCAUCCACACAACCAGGCCAUGGCAUGGCACGCCAUCUACUUUCUCACCCAGAGUGCGCUCGUGCCACUCGUCUCGUUGCUGGAUGAGCCCACAGGCCAAGAGGCGCGCGAGUGGGUGAGCUUGCUCCAGACGUGCGUGCGCUUGCUUGUCGACAUGGGCCACAUCACGCCUAUCGGUGCCAAGUGCAAGGAUGCAAUCGAGAAGCUGGCGGGCGAUUUGCUGUUACACGACAGCGACCACCACGAGAGUGAAUCGAUGCUCCUGUCCAAGUGGAUGUCAGAGGCCAACGCUUCCGCUUCGAGCGCCGGUGGCAAUGUGGAUCAACUCAUGUGGUCCUCGCACCUCUUGCCAAGCGCAAGCACUCAUUCCGACGAAGCGCGCUUUGGUAGCGUCGUCGCCCAUCCGACCGGGCCAUCGCUGAGCAUGUCACUCGACAGCGGCUCGUCGGACGGCAUGUCGGCCGCAUUUGACUUUGCACGCGGCAUGGAUGGAUCUCCUGGAGACCACCGAUCCUCGAUCGCCGAGUCGAUCGAUGCAUGGGCGGCGACGGCAACAGCAACAGCGACAGCGCGACCUUCCACUUCGUCGCAAUGGUCCGAAAACGCACCGUCAAGCUUGCCUGACCGUGCUUUCCUGCUGCGCGAGAGACUCGAUCAGUGGUUCGGCCCGCAGGCGUCUCAGGCGCAUGCGAUUUCAGAGCCAGGAUCGAGCCAUGGCGGCGCGACCCUGACGUCCCCCUCUGCAGCGCAGCCACACCAAGCAGCGCACAAUGGACUGGAUUGGCAGGCGGCAGCGGCAGACCCGACCAACUGGUGGAAUGUGCAAUAUCGUCAGCAUCCAGAGGCUUCGCCAUCGACGGGCUUCAUUUUUGGCAGCGCGCACAAUGCACACAACGAGCAUGGCGCUUUCGUGCCUUCAGGUCACAUGCACCCUUCACAGAUGCAGCCCCACAGUCAUGGCCAGCCUCACUCUCAGCAAUACUUCUGA
Messenger RNA from Mycosarcoma maydis (corn smut), 2967 nucleotides. RefSeq lists its product as uncharacterized. The coding region runs from base 1 to 2967 and encodes 988 amino acids. Gene Ontology annotation, biological process: positive regulation of transcription from RNA polymerase II promoter by galactose; DNA-templated transcription. Gene Ontology annotation, molecular function: RNA polymerase II cis-regulatory region sequence-specific DNA binding; DNA-binding transcription factor activity, RNA polymerase II-specific; zinc ion binding. The record is from RefSeq and is a predicted model, not a curated record. Lineage: Eukaryota; Fungi; Basidiomycota; Ustilaginomycetes; Ustilaginales. The transcript has a single exon. Gene Ontology annotation, cellular component: nucleus.